AUGGAGCACAACCACAACUCAAAAUUUGAACUCACCAAGUCUGUGGUCAUGCAUGUUACCCAGCGUACCAAAAGCAAGAAGGACAAAAAUGGACAUCGACCCCCUUUGGACAGACCACUACUCGUCAUUGGCGACCGAGUCAUCGAGGAGGUCCAAUCCUUCAAAUACCUGGGGAUCAUCAUCAACUCACAGCUCCAAUGGAAGAUCCAGGCUCAAAAGGCGAUCGAGAAAGCAACAAAGUUCGUACUACAAUAUCAACGACUAACAAAAAUCACCACAGGCAUUCGACCAAGCCUCAUGAGAACACUAUAUAUCUCCACGGUCCUCCCAAAGAUGACAUAUGGCCACGAUGUAUGGUAUACCCCCCCUUUGAAACCAGCUGGCAGCAAAAAGAGCAAGGGAUCAGUGUCAGCCCUACGACAGAUGAAGAGGAUCCAACGCAUCGCAACAACAGUGAUUUCUGGAGGGCUCAGGACAACCCCAAAUGAGCUGGUCGAUGCACACUCAAACCUCAUGCCAAUUGACCUCGCCCUCCUCAAAAUCUGCCACAGGGCUACAGUAAGAAUGCUGACACUGCCCAAAUCACACCCGCUUCACAGACACAUCCAUGUGGCACAGAUCAGCAACCCCAAGAAGCCACUUCUAUAA
This is a messenger RNA of Cyclocybe aegerita, 648 nucleotides long. The record is from the annotation of a GenBank genome assembly. NCBI's taxonomy places the organism in Eukaryota, Fungi, Basidiomycota, Agaricomycetes, Agaricales, Hemipholiotaceae.